AAGGAUAGCGUUUUUGAGAGCUUCACUCGAAAGCUGCAUGAUUAGUAACAGAGAAGUUCUUUACUUGGUACUUGAAAUGCGCUGUUAAUGUGUGUGAACGGACAUGACAUCAUAAACACUGCAGCAGUUAAGGGACCCAUUUGUAGGUGAUGAGGUGAAGGUUAAGUGCAUUGGAAUAUGUCUUGCCUUGGAGGCAAUGCCGAAUGGUUUUGCCAUGUUCUUCUUUUGGAUGAGAGUGAGCACCCGGUCGAAAUUCAAAAAAAGACUAAAGGAGAGGAAGUCUUAGAAAAGGUCUUUAUACAUCUCAAUGUACUGGAAAAAGACUAUUUUGGACUGCGCUAUAUUGACCGGGACAGCCAGUCGAGAUGGUUAGAUCCUUUGAAACCAGUGGUAAAACAGUUAACAGCUGGUCCUCCUUAUUUGCUGUAUUUUUGUGUCAAGUUCUAUGCAGCUGAUCCUUGUAGACUUCAUGAAGAACUGACCCGGUACUUGUUCUUCCUGCAAGUCAAGAAAGACAUCUACCAGGGAAGGUUGCCAUGUUCAACAAACAUUCUUGCUGAAGUGUCAGCAUACAGUCUUCAGUCUGAACUUGGAGAGUAUGACCCCAUAGAACACACCAUAGGCUAUGUAUCGGAGUUUAGAUUUCUUCCUAAUCAGACUGAGGAGCUGGAGAGCAAGAUUUACCACAGACAUAAGAAGCUUGGAAAUAUGGUUCCAUCUGUAGCAGAGUUUAUGUAUCUUGAUAAAAUCAAGUGGUUGGAAAUGUAUGGAGUUGACUUGCAUCCAGUGAAGGGGGAGGACUUUGUAGAAUAUUUUAUUGCCCUCAAACCUUCUGGAGUUGCUGUUUACAAGAACAAGACUCGAGUUGGGUCCUACCUUUGGUCAAAAAUAGAAAAAGUUGAUUUUAAAGGAAAGAAGUUCUACUUGACAGUUAAGGGGAAAGAGGAAAGGGAGUAUACCUUUAAGUUUUAUCUUCCAACCAAGACAGCAUGCAAACAUCUUUGGAAAUGCUGUGUGGAGCAUCAUGCAUUUUUUCGGUUAGACAAAGCUAAUACCUCCCAUCGUCGCAAUAGUGGUUUGUUUAGGAUAAGUUCUUCAUACAGAUACAGUGGUAGGACACAGAAAGAAGCAUUGGAAGAUGGUAAGAAGAUUCAAAGGCCUGAUCUGCAAGUGAAACGAAAACCCAGCAAACGAUACGAAAGACGGAUCAGUCAAUCGGGAGAAAAAAUUCAAACUAAUGUCUCAGUAGCUACACCAACUAGUGCAUCCCAGGUUCAGAUUCGACGUUUCAGUCAAACAGACAACCAAGCUGAAGUUAUAACUGUCCCAGUUACGGGUUCUAAUGGCACUGGGGUUAAAACUGAAGGUGAUCCAAGCUCAUUAAAUGGUAAUACAACAGCUGUGGAUGGACAUCAAGGUCCGGCCCUUCCGUGGGAACAAUCCGCUCAAAUGCAGGGCGGCUUGUACACGCCAGCCCCCGACUCCCCUCGGUCUCUGAAGAGCUCAGGAUCUGGCCGAGUGAAGAGGUCACCCAAAUUUCCAAGGCCUCACCGUCGAUCAGCAGGACAAAGUAGCGGCAGUGAAACAGACACACCCAGGAGAAGGAGUCGGCGAGCGUAUUCUUCUGAUGACGACACAGGCAGACGGAGAAGAAGAAGAUGUCGCCAUCACCAUCAUAGAGGCCAUCAUUCAGCUGAGUCAGGAAGCGAUCGUGAUUCGUCCUACAGUCGAGAGGAAAGGAGACGGCACAGGUUGUCUCAAGAAAAUAUUGAUUUUAGCAAGAUGUCGGAUUCAGCUCCAUAUCAUAUGGGUGACAGCGGUAGAAGAGACCGAGGAAGCGGCUCUGAGGCGGAAAGAUCACAUCAUCAUCACCGGCAUAGACAUCGGACAUCAGAGGGAGACGCCCGAAGUGACGGGUCGGCGUCCAGACAUCGCCAUAGUAAAGUUACAAGCGACGAUGCUGACUCGGAGAUGGUUCCAGCGCUGGACGUGAUCCGCUCGCGAGUGGCGGUAGCCCGAGUCAAGGAAGGAAGUGGUGGAAAACAUCGCCAUCAUCGGCAACACCGGCAUAGUCACCAAGGAUAUCAGUCCAGUGAAUCAGGGUAUUCAGCCAUGUCAGCUCCUCCAGCUCCUAAGGGCUCACAGGUGUUGUUAGAAUUAGGUCCGGAUUCAGCGUCACCUCCAAAACAUGGCCCAGGCGGCCCUCAAACUGGACCAGGGUCUGCUACAGGUGCAAACAGCCACCACUCCUCACCGAGGCGACCCUCGUUUGGCCAAGAACAGCAGGGAAUGUUUUCAAGUCGAAAGGCUCCCUUACCCAGGGAUGGAAACCCUGAUGGUCAGUACGUGAAAGUGGAGUACCCAAACGGAGUGAUCAUACACGACACGAGGAAUCAAGGACGUAUCCCUAACCAUGUCAUGUAUCAGGCGGCGUUGCAGCUGAAUGGAACAAGUCGAAAUCAUCACAAUUCACCGGUAAAGUACUCAGCUACGGAUUACAUCGAGGUGGUGUCCGGUCCUUCAAAGAGAGGAGACCCUCCUUCGUAUUACUACCCCAGCCCGUCUCAUAUGAUGCCCAGCAGUAAGUCGACGGUCCUUUAGCUAGCCCGAGAGAGCCUGGAAACAGAGCGUGGAAACAGAGCCUGGAAAUAAGGUUACGCUUCAGCAUGGGUUCGAGCAGAGGCCCGUCGGGAAGAAAUUUGUUUUUAACUUUCUUUUAACGCGUCGAAUUUUUAGCUCCUCAGUUACCUGUCUGGGGCAAUAAGUUUUAUUGGCAAGGAUCUCCAGACUCAUUUUUGUAGAAACAGAACUAUUCGAAACCUAGGGUACUGCAUGUUUACAAAGGGAAGUUAAAGCUUUCUUUCAUUCGGUUUAUACUUAAAUGCAAGUGUCAGUUUAAGGGUACAGAAUUGAAGCAAGGUUUUCAAUGCUGCGACACCUUUUCCUGAUGUCGAAUUCUCACCAAAGAACUAUGGUAUCAACGACAAUUCAGACAGCGAGGCGCCGCAGUUUUGACCUUUUCCUGAACAUUAGGAUCUGCGACGAGAUCGUUGCUUAAGAUCAUAAUCACUGGAGAUUCGCCAAAGAGACUUUGCCCUACUUUUAAAAAAAUAUCUCAUGUUUUGAUAUUCCUCUGUCAACUGACACUUCCCUAAUUUAAUAUCUAUGAUCAGUCUUAACGAAAUCUGUUCAUAAUCUUUUACAGUGUGCUUACUUAUAAGCUUACGAGCGAAAAAUCAAUCGUGCGCCUGAAAUGUUUGCGAAUCAUGGCUGCUCGAACACCAUUGAAAUUCUUUUUAUAUUUUUUAUGUUGUGCGCAGAUUUUGUUUUCGAGAUGUGUUAUUUGAAAGUAAAGCAUGGAGCUAUUGGAUUUACUCGAAACAUCAACAGAAAGCUUUUUUCAAAAUUCGAUAUUUUAUAUUUUUCUACUUUGGGUUUAUGAAUUGCCUAUAUUUAAACAAAUCUUUGCGUUUUAAAUUGAAUAGUCUCCUGUGUCAGUUCAUGAGACGCUUUUGUAGAAUUCUUCGUCGGCAUGUUGUCCCGCUCGAUGCAUUGAUAUAUUUUUUAAAAUUAUUUUAUUUGGAGAUAUCCCUCUAAAUGUACAUAUGUACAAGAAAAUGUGUUUAUUGUGUUAUUUAAGUGUCAUCUCCCUCGUCUUUAUGGACAUCAAAUAAGAUGUAUUUUUCGACUACCUGUCUUUGUACAAUUUGUAAAGACUGUCUCAUACGAGAUGCUCGCAUUUGGAGCAUGUUUACGAAUGCAAACUUCUGAUGGGUUAUUGAAUGCCGCUCAUUUUGCCCUCACCGAUGAGUUUUAGGUAUUGUGUUUUUAGCCAACCAGCUCUUCCCGCUCUUUCCGCACCCUGAGACAAUAUGUCUCAGGAUUGUCGGUGUAUUUUCAUUGGCUGUGUUUAAUUUGGUCAAACUCCUUCAAUUUGGCUUGAGACUGAGUAGCGUGCUACGUGGUUUCUAUUUAGUCUUCAGUAUUUGUACAGUUUGCUUCUAACGACUAGCGAUCGCUUUGCUCGUAUGAUAGAGUGGAGAAUGGUAUCCACGAUCUAGAAGACUAUAGAAUAGUUUUGAAAGGUGUCGGGCGAGGAAAGCCGGGAAAAUCAAAUUUGAAAAACGGUGCUCCAGUUUCAAUGGAGAGUUCCUCGACUGUACGCAAUCUUUUCGUGUGGAUUCACCCUUUGUUGCUUUCUACAAUAAUAUUAUUUGGUUGCUUGGUCUAGAAUGAUUUGAAUGCUUUAUGAACGCUGUGUACAAUGAGUUCGAUAAUAGAAAAAACUUAAAAAUUAAGCGAAAGCACACAGAAGGGCUCGGCUUUCCUAACCUCACAUCUCCAUGAAUGUUAUGCCUAUCCACUUGUAAUCAAAACUUAGUCACGCAUUGCUUGUAAAUAUACUUUUUACUGAGUGGUAAGUGCGCACGCGUGUAUACAAGUAACAGAGAAGAUUGUGAUAUAUAUUUUGAGUUCCCCUCA
This is a messenger RNA of Pocillopora verrucosa, 4482 nucleotides long. Its product is annotated as band 4.1-like protein 4. The record is from RefSeq and is a predicted model, not a curated record. Lineage: Eukaryota; Metazoa; Cnidaria; Anthozoa; Scleractinia; Pocilloporidae. Gene Ontology annotation, cellular component: cytoskeleton.